AUGCGGUUCAAAAUCCUAUCCAGCUUUUUCCUUGCCGCCGCCGCGGCCCUGGCUGCCUCUGGUCCGGUUAUCACCGCGCCAUCAAUCAUCGAGACCGGUGACAGCGUUAAAACUGGCGAGAUCGAGGAUCUAGUGCCAGCUUCAAUUCUGACUGCUUUGGCGACAGCAGCCCCAGCCUCAUGGUACAACGAUCGGAUGGACCUGGCCUCCCGCUCGUCGACUCCCACUACCGAUGCAGCUGACACCUACCCAGACUGGUACAACACGUUGCCUACCCGUGUCAAGGCUUGGGCUAUGGACUUCAACGAUAAGCUUGCCAAUGCCUUGACCUUUCUCAAGCCUUCUCAGACUGAGAUUGCUGACGUUAGUGUUGUUGACACCGACACCAGCAUCGCUAUCAGACAGACCUCUUUCGAUGCCGUUGCUUCCAAAACCCCGAUUGCCUUUGUUAUGGAUACCAACCCGUCUCUGAGUAUCCAAACUGCGGCCAGUAAUGAGACUUUCGAUAUUGGGGGUGUGCCCGACUCAAUUCUGACUGUUCUGGCAACUGGCGUCCCAGCCUCAUGGUACAAUAAUCUAAUGGAUCCCGCUUCCCUCUCCUCGAUCAUGAGCGAGGCUUCAGCUAGUGUUUAUCCCGAUUGGUACAAUGCGCUGCCUAGCAGCGUCAAGGCCUGGGUCACUGCCCAUCGCAUUGGUCAGCUCGGCGGCGACUCGGUAAUUACUCAUGGAAGUGCUAAGCAGAGUGAGACUGUUGGCGAGAGCGCCGUCAACACUGGCACUGGCACUGGCACUGGCACUAGCCUUAGCCAGGCCUCCUUCAAUGGCGUCCAGGUCACUGCAACCUCCCUCACUACAUCCACACCCGCUUCUGAAACCAGCUCCAGUUCCAGCUCCCAGUCUGCCUCCAUCUCUGCGUUGUAUACCCAUUUUUCCUCGGAGUUCACUGAUGGGGCCACUGCCGCUACCAGAUAUGUUGUUAUGGGCGUUGCUUGUGCAGCCGGUAUGCUCGCUAUUGCUCUUGCCCUGUAA
Messenger RNA from Penicillium paradoxum, 1029 nucleotides. RefSeq lists its product as uncharacterized. The record is from RefSeq and is a predicted model, not a curated record. The transcript has a single exon. NCBI's taxonomy places the organism in Eukaryota, Fungi, Ascomycota, Eurotiomycetes, Eurotiales, Aspergillaceae. Bases 1 to 1029 code for a protein of 342 amino acids.